AUGACUAAAAACGAAGGAGAUGGCGCCUUAGGCCCUUACAAAUACAAGAGGGUCGAUUCCCAACCUGAAAACCCGUUCUCAAAGCUCAUUUCGGAUCAAAAAAUCGCCAUUAUCCCAUCUUUCACUCUUGAGUCUGGGGUCACUCUAUACAAUGUCCCAGUAGCUUAUACCACACGGGGUCAACUAUCCCCGAAUGGUGACAAUGCACUGGUCGUAUGUCAUGCACUGAGCGGCAGCGCUGAUGUCGCAGACUGGUGGGGUCCGUUGCUCGGAGGCCCUGGUCAAGCAUUCGAUGUAACUCGAUUUUUUGUCGUGUGUCUGAACAGCUUGGGCAGCCCAUACGGGAGCGCGAGUGCUGUUACAUACAAAGAUGGUGAUCCUGCAAAAGGCCGGUACGGGCCUGAGUUUCCGUUGACGACCAUUCGGGAUGAUGUGAACAUCCACAAACUGGUCCUGGAUGAUCUAGGCGUCAAGCAGAUCGCAGCCGUCGUAGGAGGAUCCAUGGGAGGAAUGCUCACCCUUGAAUACGCAUACUUUGGCAAAGAAUAUGUUCGUUCGAUUGUCCCCAUUGCCACUUCUGCGCGUCACUCUGCCUGGUGUAUUAGCUGGGGUGAGGCACAGAGGCAGGCGAUUUACAGCGAUCCAAAAUACGAAGAUGGGUAUUACUCGUUUGAUGAUCCUCCAGCAACGGGGCUGGCUGCAGCACGCAUGUCUGCCCUUCUCACUUAUCGGAGCCGGAACUCCUUCGAGUCUCGCUUUGGCAGAAAUGUGCCUGACCCAUCAAAACACCAAAACAUCCAUGGCAUGAGCCGGCUUCCUACUCCACCGAACGAGCAUUGGGCUGUCCACAACGAUGGACAUAAAAGCACACGAUUAUCGCGCCCUCCCAGUGAGACUGACUCGCCUAGUCAACCGACGGAGAUCAAGUACACGGACCCCCAAUUUACUGGUACCACUACCUACACCGCAUCAGUGUCUUCUACAAAUACCGCGAAUUCGACGAGCUCGAAGCGACCAACAACCUACUUCUCCGCACAAUCAUAUCUCCGCUACCAAGGGGAAAAGUUCGUUAAGCGCUUUGACAGCAAUUGUUAUAUCGCCAUCACCCGCAAGCUUGACACGCACGAUGUGUCAAGACAUCGUGUUGACCCCAAUUCGCCGAACCCAGUCAAGGAUGCGUUGUCACAGAUUCAGCAGCCCGCACUUGUUAUCGGUAUCGAAACCGAUGGGCUCUUCACCUUCGAGGAACAGAAGGAGCUUGCAGCUGGAAUUCCAAACUCGCGUCUGAAGCGAAUCGACAGCCAGGAAGGUCACGAUGCCUUCCUGUUGCAGUUCGAGCAGGUUAAUCGGUUCAUUCUCGAGUUUUUCCGAGAAGUGUUACCAGACAUCAUGAAUAAACCAGGUGUAGAGGGCAGUGACGCGCCCGAUCGUGUAGGGAAGCUGACAAAGAGUAGCACGUUUGGUGAAGCGGAGGUCGAAGAUAUUACCGCUUGGUAG
Molecule: messenger RNA, 1497 nt
Organism: Rasamsonia emersonii CBS 393.64
Lineage: Eukaryota; Fungi; Ascomycota; Eurotiomycetes; Eurotiales; Trichocomaceae
Product: Deacetylcephalosporin-C acetyltransferase
Exons: 3
Coding region: 1-1497 (498 amino acids)
Biological process (GO): L-homoserine metabolic process
Molecular function (GO): homoserine O-acetyltransferase activity
Source: RefSeq, a predicted model, not a curated record